AUGGCCGAAUCGUCAAGGUGCUUAUAUAGUGUAAACCCUGACUGGUCUAUGGCAUCGGUGCCAGUACGAGAACCUGUUCGUGUUUUUAUUUUUGGAACUUCGUAUGUCAAAAGACUACACAAAUUUCUCGAAAAAGUAAAUAGUCCAAAUUUAGGACUAAAUCAUGGUUUAUGUUAUAUUAGAAUUCAUGGUAUGCCAAAAAUAACACAUAAUAGGGAUGUUUCAGAGGAAGAUGUGGGCCUGAUUCCAACAACAGCUGAAGACCGUCUUACUAACAUCUUAAUAGACAAAUUGAUUAAAAGGCGUCUAGUGUUACCCUCAGCUUCAGGUGCAGAUGCUAAUACAACGGUUUCAGGUCCAUCUUCUAGUACGUUGAAUAGCCCAUUACCUUCAGUUGCUGCUAUCCCGACAACUUCAGUUGUUGCUACCAUCCCUAUCACGACAUUACAGAUUCCACCAGCGUGCUAG
Messenger RNA from Lottia gigantea (owl limpet), 468 nucleotides. RefSeq lists its product as hypothetical. NCBI's taxonomy places the organism in Eukaryota, Metazoa, Mollusca, Gastropoda, Lottiidae. Bases 1 to 468 code for a protein of 155 amino acids. The transcript has 2 exons. The record is from RefSeq and is a predicted model, not a curated record.